Messenger RNA from Stegostoma tigrinum, 3098 nucleotides. Its product is annotated as reticulon-4 receptor-like 2. Gene Ontology annotation, cellular component: plasma membrane. The coding region runs from base 259 to 1512 and encodes 417 amino acids. Lineage: Eukaryota; Metazoa; Chordata; Chondrichthyes; Orectolobiformes; Stegostomatidae. The record is from RefSeq and is a predicted model, not a curated record. Gene Ontology annotation, molecular function: protein binding. The transcript is spliced from 2 exons.
UGAACAAAAUCUGAUUCUACAAAACUGGAUUGCAAGCUGAUUGGUGGGAACUGGAUCACUCUUCAACAGGACAGAAGCCUGAUCACUGUCUGAUUGGAUGGAAUCGCUCUCCAAUGGAAUGAAAAUUGAAUCAUGCUCUGAUUGGCCAGACCUGAAUACACCUUGAUUGGAAGAAGGCUCACCACACUCUGAUUGGAUAAGGCCUGACUGGGCUUUCCCAGUUUUGGGAUCUCAAUGUGACUUCAACCAAUUGGAGUGAUGCAGGGAUUCCCUGGAAGAGGAGUCUCCCUCCUUCCCCUCCUCCUUCUCCUGGUGCUGUUCCGAUGCCCCUUCACUGAGCCCUGCCCCUCGUCAUGUUCCUGUGCCCAGCCCCCGCUGACAGUCAACUGUGGAUCGAGGGGCCUACAGCAGGUUCCCAGGGUAACUAUGGCCUUUCCCGGUGAAGGGGCCUCAGGCCCAGGGGCUGAGGUUCGCCUCUUCCUGCCCCACAACCGGAUCUCGGAGUUGGACGCAGGCUCCGUGCCCACAGGCCUUACAGUGCUUUGGCUCUACUCCAACAACCUGACCACGGUGAGUCCUGGGGCCUUGCGAGGCCUGGCCCGGCUGGAGGAAGUGGACCUGGGGGACAACCCAGGCCUGAGCUCCUUGAGCGAGGACACCUUCUGGGGCCUGGUCAGGUUGCGGAGCCUGCAGCUGCCACGAUGUGGUUUGUGGAGCCUGCCCGGCGGCCUGUUCCAAGGCCUCUCCUCACUGCGUUACCUCUCGCUCCAGGAGAACCACCUGUCCGAGUUGCCCCGUGGCCUCUUUGAUGACCUGUCCCAGCUCCGGCACCUUUUCUUGCACGGAAACCGCAUCCAGGCCCUGGCUGCCGACACCUUUCGGGGCCUUCGGAGCCUAGACAGACUGCUCCUGCACCGGAACCUCCUGUGGGAGGUGGAGCCUACAGCCUUCCGAGGUCUUGUCCUGCUUGACACCCUCUUCCUCUUCGAAAACAGGUUGCGGGAGCUCCCGGGCCUGGUCUUCCAGCCCCUUGCCUCCCUCCGCUUCCUUCGCCUCAGCGGGAACCCCUGGGCCUGCGAUUGUCGGGCCCUCCCACUCCGCCGCUGGUUCCGGACAUUCGCAGGGGCCAGCUCGGCCCUCGACUGCUCUGAACCGCCUCGUCUCCGGGGCAAGGACCUCCGUCUCCUCACUCCAGCUGAUUUCCGGGGCUGCCAGGGCAUCGGGGCCAGCUGGAGGCCGGAGCCAGGGCCUGGGCCUGGGCCCAGGCCUGGGCGUGUGGAGCUUCCUGCAAACUGGACUGAAGACACAGGCCUCAGCGAGCCUCCAUCCAAAGGCCAGGGGAAGGGGCAGAUGGGCAACUAUUGGCCUGGGGACUAUGACUAUGGUGAGGGCCUGUCUGCCCCCGGUCUAGGCCGCUGUGAGGGACAAGGCUGCUGGAGGAAUGCAGCCGGUGAGGGCCCUGGGAUCUUCCCAUUCCCUGUGUGGGCCUUGGCCUUGCUGUGGGACUGGUGAUCCAGGGAUGUGGAGGGGAAUUCCCAGGGCUGGGGACUCCCUCACCUUCUCCCCACCGCUCCCACUCCCUCAACCCCACCCACCAACCUAAUCUCACUCCUCCUCAAUCCCUCCCCUCAUUCUCAACCCUUCCCUCUCACUCCCUCCCUUAUAAUCCUCCACCUUCUCCUUCUCCUUGUUCCUUCUACAUCCCCCUCUCUCCGCCCCCUCACUCUCUCUCCCUCAUUUCCUCCCCAACGGUGUCCUCACUCCCUCCCCUUGCCCUGCACCUCAUUCCCUCCCUCCGUCCCCCUCAGUCCCUUACUCCAUCCGCCUCAGGCCCUCCCUCCCCUUCACUCCCUCCACUUCAACAUCUCACUCUCUCACUUCCCCACCAUUAAUCCCCUCCCCCCCAAACCUCUUCACUACCUCCCUCCCACCACCCAUCCAUCCUCAACCCCUCGGCCUAUCCUUGUUUCCCGCUCAGCCCCUGGACAGGAAGAUGGCGCGCAAUACUGCGGAAAGCUGGGAUUGAACUUUGAACCCCCGGGAUGGACCGACGACCCUUCACCUCAUCCCGAAACGUCCAGGAGAAGAUGGGGAGGAGGCGGCUCAGACAGUUGAUGCUGUCCUGACCUCCAGCAAGACCACAGCUGCGCUGAUUGUAACGUUCCCCUCCACAUUCCUGCCUAUCCCCGAUAAUCUCUCUCACCACCACCAACCCCCCAACAGCUCAGGCAUCAGCAAUCUCUCUCUCUCCCUCUGCCUUGGAAAUAGGGACAGGUUCCAUACCUACAUCUGUUUGAGGAGGGGAGUUCUACAGCUUCACAACCCUGUUGGAAAUUAAAACUGUGUUUCCUCAGAAUCCUAUGUUCCCGUUAAGUUCCUUCUGAAUCUUCAAAGGAUGCCAACAGCCAUAAUUGGGACAAGCAUAGGCCAAUUCAGUCCUUCCAGCCUCCUACCCCCCCAUUCAAUACCAGCAUGGCUGGUCAUCCAACUCGCUCUCCUGCUCCUGCUUUCUCCCCAUAUUUCUUUGAUCCCUGUAGCCCUAAGAACAGCACCAUCUCCUUCUUAAAGAUGUUCAAUCCUUCGCCAUCAAAAACCUUCCCUGGCAGAGAGUACCACAGGGCCCCCCCAUUUGCUGCAUGAAGACAUUUCUCCACAUCUCAGUCUGAAAUGGCCAAUGCUGUAUCCUUAGACACUGAGCCCCCAGCUCUCGACGUCCCCACAAUCAGGAGCAUCAUUCCUGUGUUCACCUUGGGUCUAGUGCAGUUUGAAUUUGACGGGUUUUAAUGAGAUUAGCACUCACUCUUCCAAAAUUCCGGGGAUGAUAGUCCCAACCGCCCCGAUCGCUCUUGGUACGUCAGCAAGCAGUCAGGGAAACCAUCAGCACACUCCCACCGCCAUCAGGACAUCCAGGGCCGCACUGUCGCGGGGUCAGUGCUGAGGGAGCGGUCAGUGCUGAGGGAGCGGGCACUGUCGCGGGGUCAGUGCUGAGGGAGCGAGCACUGUCGGAGGGUCAGUGCUGAGGGAGCGGGCACUGUCGGAGGGUCAGUGCCGAGGGAGUGCCGCACUGUCGGGGGGUCAGUGCUGAGGGAGCGGGCACU